Messenger RNA from Nannizzia gypsea CBS 118893, 897 nucleotides. RefSeq lists its product as hypothetical. NCBI's taxonomy places the organism in Eukaryota, Fungi, Ascomycota, Eurotiomycetes, Onygenales, Arthrodermataceae. The record is from RefSeq and is a predicted model, not a curated record. The transcript is spliced from 3 exons. Bases 1 to 897 code for a protein of 298 amino acids.
AUGGCCAUGCGGCACUCGUCCGUCCCGAUCCGUCGGACAUGCCCUGGCUUUGGACGCGGGUGGCCUUGUUACCUGGGGGCCCAGCAGCUGAGGGGAGUAUCAGGCUAUGGGAUACCAUCAGAGACAACUACAACGCCCCGCCCUGUAGCAACAGAUUUGUCUAUGCUCAAGGCCGCAGCUGCUCCAGUUUUAAGACAAAACAUUCCAAGAGUAAUAUGGGCAGGGGUAUCCGGUGACUUCGCUGUGGGAGAGGAGAACGAUUAUAGUGAACUGGACGUGACCGUUCUCCACGAGCCCGAGGAAGAUGACCCGGAGGGACGGCCCGGAUUAUCACGGGCUCUUUGUGAGGCUCUCCCUGUGGCAUGGGGCCGAAAGGCUCUGGUCGAGGAGUUCGACACCAAGGAAGUACCGUAUUUUUGGGCCGUCUUUCGAGUCUUAUGCUCUAGGACGAUUUUUGGAUCAGAUGACGACCCUGUGAUAGUGCGAGUGCGUCGGCAAUGGCGGGAUAUUUUGGAAAACGGGUUGGUGCGUUUCAAAUCUAUUGUGCGUGAUAUAAACGAUAUCACUGCUGCUGUUCGGGAGAAGUCUCGAGAGGAAUUUGUUUCGGAUUUUCAUUUCCGUCAGAUGUUUUGGAACCACGAUGACUACGACCGUGUACGAAGACAAAUCGGAAGAAUUAGGAAGGGCCAUUUGUCACAUUUGUCACAGCUGAAGUGUGGUACUGGCCAGUCGGCUCAGUUAUGGGGGUCUCUCUGGAGACUCGCCACAGCUUCGGGUAGAGGGACGUUGGACAAUGUAGGCAAAGCGAUCGAGAGGUCUGUGAUAGCAAGCGUCGAAGACACAAUUCCGCGGAGUGAGCAUCUUCAAUCACUCGCUCGGACAGAGAGUACAAACUGA